Molecule: messenger RNA, 1393 nt
Organism: Sphaerulina musiva SO2202
Lineage: Eukaryota; Fungi; Ascomycota; Dothideomycetes; Mycosphaerellales; Mycosphaerellaceae
Exons: 2
Coding region: 196-696 (166 amino acids)
Source: RefSeq, a predicted model, not a curated record
CGUACCCGGAGCCUCGUCGUCGCAGCCAUGACGGUAAAGUAUGGUCACAUCGAAGCGAUCGGAAUCACAGCGCCAGUGUAGGAACGGGCUCCAAUCAUCUCAGGCAUUCUCGCCGUUUGCAUCACAACAUACUACUACUACUCCUCCUACUACCUCAUCACGACACCCGCAGCACAAUCGAUUACCGACUUCGCGAUGACUACACCAGGGCCCCAGCACGCGCGAGAGCCGUCCGUAGACGAUUUACAUAUCUUUCUAUCGCAUACAUGGCAGCCAGUACCGACAGUCAAAGUCACGAUCCAGAAUACCCAUCCUACGUCGUACAUGAGCUUUUUGUCAUGGGAUACGCCCGUCGACCCAUCAGCUCUCAAUACUGGCGUUCUCACAAUUGUAUAUGCAGUUUCUGGCGAGCCUAUCCUAGGACCCGGGCUCAAGCUCAAUCGACUGCUUCCUCCACCCCGCGAAGAUAUCAUUGAGCUAGCACCGCAGGAGACGAUUGAAGUGGACAUUGACUUGAGCGCGCCGUGGAUACCUGGCGAUGGCAAGCUUGUCAAAGUCCACGCUCUGGGGGAGUGGAGAGCAGUAUGGGCAAAAGGAAAAGAUGAGAUAACAGACGAGGAAUUGGGGGCUAUGAGUGGCCCUGGCGUACUGCGAGGGCCGUUCAGAAGCGUGAGGGAUGUGGAAAUGGAGCUGUGAAAUCGGUAGCAGCGACCUAUCUUCGACCUUCAGCUCAUUUGGCGGUUCUCGUAGCUUAUGCAGUGGCUGAGGAGGGCGUUGGGACAUACUUAGCAGCGAUCACCAUUUGUGGUCUGGUAAGGUCAUCUUGCCUACAAACAGCACAUGGUGCUCAGCUUCGGCUCUACAUAACUCGGAUGAGACCGAGAGACGGGAGAAGCGGGCCUGUGUCAUCUCUUGGCUGUGGCUUGAAUAAAUCAGCACAUUCAGCAGUCAGAAUGUGCACCCAAAAGCAGGUCGUGCAAGGAUCAAACGUGGUCAAGGUGUUGCGCAAUGGCUCAACCAUAGCGUGGAGACUGGAGACCUGAUACUCGGAUGUUGACUGUGGACACUCAGAACGAGAUCAGGUUUGCGGCCAGAGACGAUGUUCAGUGAAAGCGAGCCGUCAUGUCUCUGUUGGCACGGUCAUGCUUACCAGACGCAGCUUCUCGCUUUCUGCUCUUUUUUGAUUGGCCCGCGGUAUUGGUGUGUUGUCGUGGCACUCGAAAUUGCAUACAGGCAGUUGAGAUAUGUACAGGGGACUCUGGAGAGGUGCACAUGUACCUGUUGUGUGACGAUGUGGUAUAUUGACCACUCCUUGGCGACAUGCUUACGAGUUUGGGUAACUUCACUUGGCAGCGGCUCCACUUCUCUUCACAAUUCCGACCUCAUCAUCCAC